AAUCAAACUGUUUUCUGGAUGAAUGGGACUCGGUGAGGCGGGGGAAAUAAAUCUGUCACAAAACACAAGGAAUAUAACAUAAAUGUUUGAAACAAUGGCACUUCCUCUGUCAACUCUAACUGUGCUGGUUCCCCUUCUGUCUUUAGCUGGACUACUGUAUUCGGCUAUGGUUGAUGAGAAUUUCCCUCAGGGGUGUACUAGUACAGGCAGUGUGUGUUUUUAUAGCCUCCUGCUCCCCAUCACGAUACCAGUGUACGUUUUCUUUCACCUGUGGAACUGGAUGGGGAUUAAGCUUUUCAGGCACAACUAGUUUGAGAUCAGUACUGUUGGCAUGCAGAGUGGUAUGAACAAAUGUGGUUAAUUCUUGCAUUGAAUGUUGCCUCUAAUAGAUACAAUUAUAGCUUUGUGUUUUAGAUCAAGAUUGCAUGUUCAACGGAAAGUUUGGGGAAGGUUAUUGUAUGUGUUUUACUGGUGUCGAUUAACAAAUUUCUUGCAACGGAAAUAUAUUUUUAGGAAACUCGCAUCAAGCCCGUCGAGCCCUUUUAGAGUCUGGAUUUGAAGUCGGUGCCCUGCACUGCAAACAUGUGCAAAUUGUCUAUCCAUUCGGAGUCAGAAGUAGAAAUUAGGCCGGUGACCCCUAGCUGGUGGCUUGGGGUUUUAGAAAGCUUUGAACAACCCUUCACUGUGAAAACAAACCCUGCUGUUCAAUUGUUAAUGAAUGUAAACCGUGCUUUAAUGUGUUUUGUGCAACUUGAUUUGGUUUUGAAUAAAAUCAGUUUGGAACAAU
Molecule: messenger RNA, 787 nt
Organism: Callorhinchus milii (elephant shark)
Lineage: Eukaryota; Metazoa; Chordata; Chondrichthyes; Chimaeriformes; Callorhinchidae
Product: Trm112 family protein
Exons: 1
Coding region: 83-310 (75 amino acids)
Source: RefSeq, a predicted model, not a curated record